This is a messenger RNA of Lethenteron reissneri (Far Eastern brook lamprey), 2457 nucleotides long. RefSeq names its product androgen receptor-like. The record is from RefSeq and is a predicted model, not a curated record. NCBI's taxonomy places the organism in Eukaryota, Metazoa, Chordata, Hyperoartia, Petromyzontiformes, Petromyzontidae.
AGACAGACACACAGAGACACACACACAGACACAGAGACAGACAUAGAGACAGGGCAGCUGUGAGAUAGAUAGAGAGAGAGACAAGGGGGGGGGGGGAGCAUCUGAGAGAGACAGGAAGAGGAGGGGAGAGAGGGCGGGGAGAGGCAGCUGCUACAAAAGCGAGAGCGGGGAGAGAGACAGACACAGAGAGAGACACACAGAGACACACAGAGACACAGCGAGAGAGACACACAGCGAGAGACAUACACAGAGAGAGACAGACACAGAGACACAGAGAGAGAGAGAGACACACAGAGACACACAGAGACACAGCGAGAGAGACACACAGCGAGAGACAUACACAGAGAGAGACAGACACAGAGACACAGAGAGAGAGAGAGACACACACAGCGAGAGAAGGGCGAGACAUCGACCACAUCAGAUCGGAGUGGGGAGAGACACACAGAGAUUGGAGGCGGCUGCCGCAGCAGAGAGGAGUGGGGAGAGAGACGCAGAGACACAGCGAGAGACACAGAGAGAGAGAGACACAGAGACACAGCGAGAGACACAGAGAGAGAGAGAAGGGCGAGACAUCGACCACAGCAGAGAGGAGUGGGGAGAGAGACGCAGGAGACGUCGACGGCAGGUGACACGAGGGACAGCAGCAGGAGACAGCGUUGAGCGGGUGCUGCGAGUGUACGAUGGCGAGGUGGUUCAGGGAGAGGUUCGGCUUCGUGCUGGGAAACAGGAAAAGCGACUGUCCUCAACCCAAACCCGAUCACCACCAACACCACCAUCAGCAGCAGCAGCAGAAUCAUCAUCAGCAGCAGCAGCAGCAGCAGUCUGAUCUUCAGGGCGAUUCUAGUGGUGGCAGCGUCCGAGUGAACCUGGGCAGCAUUAAAAAGACACCGCAGGUUCAACAACAACAACAACAGCAGCAACAACAACAGCAACAACAGAAGCAACAACAACAACAGCAGCAGCAGCAGCAACACUGCGUGGAACUUAGCACGGAGCGCAGCGUGGCAAAUCUCCUCCCACCUCAACCUCCACAUUUGUCGACAUCAAACAACGCCACCAACACCUCCUCCUCUUCAGCACCACCACCACCACAACCACCACCACCAUCAUCAUCAACAGCAGCAGCAGCGGCGUCGUCAUCGUCAUCCUCGUCAUCAUCCUCCCCUUGUGUCCAAGACCACCACCAUCAUCAUCAGCAGCAGCAUCAGCAUCAUCAGCAGUCCUACUACCCUCCUGUUGGAGCCUCGGCACUGGAACGUCUCAAGGCUGUGUGUGACAGCGAAGAGCAAGAUGAUGAUGGUGGUGGUGGUGGUGGAGGUGUUGGUGGUGGUGUUGGUGGUGGAGGUGGUGUUGGUGGUGGUGGGAUCGAGGGGGGCAAGGGCCCCCCGCCAGCCGAAGUGAAGUAUCUGAGUCCCAGGCAGAGGCUGAUCAAGGUGGAAGCGACUGAGAAGGCAAACUCUGCUGCUGGGUCCAGUGGUGGAGGUGGUGGUGGAGUGGGCAAAGCGGUGGACGAGCAGGGCAAGGGUGGUGGAGGUGUUGGAGUCAAGGGAGACAAGGUAACAUCUGCAUCAUGGUAACAUCAUCAUCAUCAGAAUGACAUCAUCAUCAGUGACAUCGUCAUCAACAUCAUCAUCAGAGCCAUCAUCAUCAUCAUCAGAGCCAUCAUCAUCAGUAACAUCAUCAUCAGAGUGACAUCAUCAUCAGUAACAUCAUCAGAGUGACAUCAUCAUCAUCAUCAGUGACAUCGUCAUCAACAUCAUCAGAGCCAUCAUCAUCAUCAUCAUCAGAGCCAUCAUCAUUAUCAGUAACAUCAUCAUCAUCAGAGUGACAUCAUCAUCAUCAUCAGUAACAUCAUCAGAGUGACAUCAUCAUCAGUAUCAUCAUCAUCACUAACAUCAUCAUCAGUAUCAUCAUCACCAGUAACAUCAUCAUCAGUGUAGUAGUGUGUAGUAGUGUAGUGUAUAGUAGUGUAGUGUAUAGUAGUGUAGUGUAUAGUAGUGUAGUGUAUAGUUGUAGUAUACUAGCACAGCACUAACCGGUGUGUUUGGAGAGCAAAGCCACAACAUGUUUCUGAGUUCCGACGUUUUCGCCCGUCAAUUACAGCCAGAUUCGUGGAGCAAUCCUCCCUGCUUCGUUCUUUAAAACAACAGAGGUGGUCCGAUACGAUUGCGUGGCUUGUGAUGGGCCACGUGUGGCCAUUGCAUCGUUGCCGGCAUCACCUUCAACGUUGUAAUCACAGUAACAAUCAUGGAUCACGAUCAGCAGCACAAUUGCAUUUGUGAGACGCGGUGGAACACACCACACACAAGCCUUGCGAUGGCAUUGGUGUCUCAAAGCUGUCAACACUAUACCGUUUAGCUGGCAUUCUUGUACAGAAUAGUGGUGAGUGUGGUAGUGGUGAGUGUGGUAGUGGUGAGUGUGGUAGUGGUGAGUGUACUAGUGGUGAGUGUGCUAGUG